AUGGCUCGGUUAGACCAGCUGCCUUCCGAAUUGGUUUUUCUUAUUGCAGAGGACUUGCCGAACGAAAAAAACAUCAACGCUUUUGUGCAAACCAACCGGAAUCUAUACAGUCGUCUUCAGCUCUUCUUAUGCCAACGGAACAUUAAGAAUCAUCAAACCUCACCCUUACCCUGGGCCGCCAGGAAUGGGUAUACUAAUAUGACGGUAAUGCUACUCGAUGCCGGUGCAAAUAUAGCCGCAUUUGAGACCCCGGAAGAGACAAUUGGUAUCUCAAGAAACCCCCAAAACCCUUUACUAUUUGCCGCUCAAGGAAGGCAUAUAGUCACCCUCAAAACUAUGCUUUCGGAAACACGGUCUGAUCGAGCCUGCUCACCAGCUCAACGACGUACUGUUCUCAACUGGGCUAUCUACUCUCACGAUCAAGAGCUUGUCGAGUUGAUGAUCAGAUAUAAGGCACCAUUAGACCCAGCGGGAUAUGGGCCGUUCUCUGCCCUAGGUGCUGCUGUUGCCUCGGGUUACGACCUCAUAAUCCCCCGUCUUCUCAAGGAGGGGGCGCAACCAGGUUAUUGGGAAAACCCGUGCCCAAUCGCGAACGCUAUCUAUACUGAUCAGCGACAAGUCGUCGAGCUUCUACUGAAGCAAGGCGUGCGGCUUGUUUCCGACAGAGCCCUAUGCGAUAUAGUACGCCGAAACGACAAGGAUCUGUACGACAUUUUGGUCAAAUAUAAUGCUUUGGAGGUAGAUGUUUUCGGCCCUCAGGCAUUGUUUAUGGCAAUCAUGCACGGGAAUUAUGAGAUGGUCGAAUCGCUGAUUGAGCAGGGUGCGAAUCCGCAUCUAGAAUGGCAAGUGAUUUACGGUGCCCCAGGUUCGUCGUUUUACGGCACAAUAGGAUUUGCCAUAUAUUUUCACCACUUCGAGAUUGCGAAGCUUCUGCUAGCAAAGGGUGUCCUCCCAUCUAGAGGAGACUUUCUUCUGGCGGAGGUCAGGAGGCCAUUUCCUCUAUCGCAAUUCUCCUAUAGAGAUUUGCCGCAAAAGAACAAUGUGUUCGAUUACGUCCGGUGGCAGAUAUCUGAGAGAUAUAAGAACGGUCUUGGGAUCAAUGUGAUGGAAGCAAACUAUUGGAGCAAAGAUAGCUUCCCGGAAAGCUACGUGAGAGAUCUACUAUGA
Penicillium samsonianum is the source of this 1167-nucleotide messenger RNA. RefSeq names its product ankyrin repeat domain-containing protein. Lineage: Eukaryota; Fungi; Ascomycota; Eurotiomycetes; Eurotiales; Aspergillaceae. The record is from RefSeq and is a predicted model, not a curated record. Gene Ontology annotation, molecular function: protein binding. The transcript has a single exon. Bases 1 to 1167 code for a protein of 388 amino acids.